UUCUGAAAUAAGUGUGAGAAGAUUCUGUGUUCAGCACAACCUUAAGCGAAAAAGACAUGUAUCGGACACAGAACUGGAGAGGGCUGUGGUUGGAUCAAUAUAUGAAACGGGCCCAUCUUAUGGCCGCAAGUUCAUGACUGGAUAUCUGUCUUCAAUGGGAGUGCAUGCAGGAGAAUGUCGAGUUGGGAAAAUCCUCAGAGAGAUUCAUCAGCCAUACCACGAAUUCCGACGUCAGGGUGCUCGUAAUCUAAAUCCCAUCCCGUAUCAUGCGGAAUAUAUGGGCCAUAAAAUUCACAUGGACCAAAACGAGAAGCUUGUGAUGUUUGGAGUGACACACGUCGUGGCAGUUGAUGGCUACAGCGGCAAAAUUGUUGCCAAUGCCACCAUGCCAGUGAAAAACAACCUUGUGAUUUAUGAGGAAGUUUACAGAUCUGCAGUGGUUAACCAUGGGAUGUGGGACCAACUCAGGGUCGACCAUGGCAGGGAGUUUUACAUGUGCUUGUACAUGCAAGAGAUGCUGUCAAGACAUAUACACAACCCUAGCAGGCCACCAUACCUUCAAACAACAUCAACAAGGAAUCUUCGAGUGGAAAGGAUUUGGCCCGAGGUGAACAAUCGCGUUAACUACCCAUUGAAACAGGCCCUGGUACACCUGCUGGACCAAGAAGUCCUCAACAUGGAGGACAAUAUGACUAAAUUCUGCAUUUCAAACCUGACAUGUCAAUUAAGCCAAAUUGGACUAGGCAGAGUGGUGCAAUCGUGGAAUGCACACAGGAUCCCAGGACGUGGGAUACCCAAUGAACUUGCAGCAGGUGGCUGUCCAGCUAAAAUCUCUGAAGAGCUGCUGCCCAAUGCCUCUGUUGUGGCAAACAUGUAUGAGCAAGAGUUUGGAUCCUCGCUAACUUGGGUGUCAGUUUUUGGAACUGACCCAUUUUCAUCUGAGGAGGAUAGAUGUCAUGCAGAACAAGACUUUGCAGAAAACUACCCUGACAUCUCUCUUCUUUUUAAUCAUGUGGUAAAUAAUGACUAUACACCUUUCCAAGAUGCCUUGUGCCUGUUCUCCACCUCCACUGAAGUAAGCCUGCCUCCUGACCUGCCUGCUUGCCUCUGGAUUCUCCUACCUGUCUACUCCUGCCUGUACUGUCGCCUUCGUGGACUGAUCACCCGGUUACUGAACCUGUCUAAUACCUCACCAUCACCAAUGGAUCCAACAGAACUGCAAGCGCGACUGUCACAACAGGAGGAGAGAAUUGAGGAGAUGUGUCAGUUGUAUGACAAUCUGUGCCCACGCCUCCUCCAUCCGGUCACUCAUCACCCGAGCCAGUUCACCUGCGACAAGAACAAGGUGGAUUUCGUCAUCUCCCUACUGAUGGACAAAGCCCUGGACUGGGCCACGGCAUUAUGGUCUGCCAACAGCCCCGAACUGGGCUCAGAGGCUUAG
Molecule: messenger RNA, 1441 nt
Organism: Esox lucius (northern pike)
Lineage: Eukaryota; Metazoa; Chordata; Actinopteri; Esociformes; Esocidae
Exons: 10
Coding region: 134-1441 (435 amino acids)
Source: RefSeq, a predicted model, not a curated record